AUGUCUCUGCUCGACGUGAUAAACCUUGCAUGUCAUCAGGUAGAGAGGACGCGGUGUCCCCCUAUCCUCAUCCCACCCUUGCUGCCUUCCCGACUGCCGCUGCAGCAUUUAUCACGCUGCGAUGUGGAAUUACGGGCCGCUUCAUUUAGUAGUGACCUCACCGAGGAGUUAGAGAGCGCAGGUGAAAAUGUCUGUGAGGGAGUAAGUCAAAGUUAA
Messenger RNA from Xyrichtys novacula (pearly razorfish), 216 nucleotides. The record is from the annotation of a GenBank genome assembly. NCBI's taxonomy places the organism in Eukaryota, Metazoa, Chordata, Actinopteri, Labriformes, Labridae.